This is a messenger RNA of Notolabrus celidotus (New Zealand spotty), 2904 nucleotides long. RefSeq names its product sterile alpha motif domain-containing protein 3-like. Lineage: Eukaryota; Metazoa; Chordata; Actinopteri; Labriformes; Labridae. The record is from RefSeq and is a predicted model, not a curated record. The transcript is spliced from 6 exons. Bases 348 to 1946 code for a protein of 532 amino acids.
CCUGUUCUCCAAGCGUCUAAUUAAUAUGUCCAUAUGUUUUCAUUGCACUCUGGAGAAAAUAAGUCUGGUUUGGUGUUAAGAUUAUACACUUGUUUGAGAAGGAAAAUCGUCCAAGUUUAUCCAGGGCUCUCACCCUGAGUACAGCCAGCGUCUUAUUUUCCUAACUGUACUUGUUGCACUUCCGUCAGCUUUACUUCCUCUUCACGUUGGACCCUUACAUGGCAGGUGUCUCCAGAUGAGAUGGCAGUGUAAAAUCUGUGGAUUCAGAGCUACAUCAAGGGGUGAUCUUCUGACCCAUUACAGACUACAGCACAGGACAUUUGAAACAGGAAAUUCGGCCACAGGACAUGGAUCCAGCAGUGCUCCGGGUGAUCUUUGGACACAGAAUUGAGAAACUGACGCUGCUGUCUGGAAUUCCGGAUACUAUUGAGGAGCUGAAUUUCGCCAUCAAACACCAAUUAAACAUCACCUGUGUCUUCAGCCUGCAAUAUUUAGAUCCAGAUUUUGAUGACUUUUUUAGUCUCCACUCCACCACUCAAAUUAAACACAAAGCCACAGUUAAGGUUGUGACAACUGAACCAGUUGUUCUUAAUUUGCAUCCACUGUCACACAAUGAAAGCUACGAUGGAAGUGUUACCUCAGAGCAAUCCUUUAGUCCACCCUCCACAAGUUCUAUGGCCCAGGACUCCCUUGACUCAUCUGAUUCAUCAAGCACAAUCAUCUUAUCACCAAACCGCAACUCACAAAGGAAGCCAUGGCCGAUGGAAUUCAUCCUGCCAGAAUUCUCUGUUGAAACGGAAAUAAUUCUUGACAGAGCCAAUGAAGUUUACAAAAAAGAUGGCACACUGCUGAGAAUCCCAAACAUCAGGUCCGACAUACUUGACAAGCUAGCUCAGACCAUUUAUACAUACACUGCCUAUCCAUCAUCCCUGCAAGUUCUCUCUGUUGCUGAAGCACUUAUCAAAACACACCCAUGCCUAAAGGAUCCUGGGAGCUCUUCAGGUCUUAGUGCAUGGCAAACUAGCAUUAAAUACAAAAUGAGUAACUACAGAACAAAGCUAAGAGGCUUUGGUAUUCCAGAUGUUACAUGCAAUGCUCUGAAACAUAAAUGCCCUGAUGACAGGAAGUCUGCAAAAAAUGUCAAAAAAGCCAGAAGAGCGGAGGUCAAUUACCUCCCACCAUACCCAGCUGGUGAAGAUGAGCACAGCUUGGAAAAAACAAGAGAAGAACUAGUCUCUGAGUUAAAGAAGAAGAACAACCAGAAGAUUGUCAAUGACAAAAUGAGCAAAACAUUUGCCCUCAGACGCCAUGAAGUCAUCAAUCAAUGUCCAAGUGUUAGAGCCAUGAAGGACCGUUGGCCUGCCCUGUUUGAUUGUUCUCAAAUCAGUGCAGAAUUCCAGCGAAUAACCACCGUACCUUUGGAGCCCAGAUUUAUGUCUUCGCUGGACCUUCACACUCCCAAGCUACUGAAGCUAUUUCAUGCCAAAGGUGGAGCACUUGGACAAAGACUGAAGAACAUUAUGGAACCCCUGGAGGUCUCCAUGUGCUCUUCUGUUGAGAGGACCAGAGAAGUUGUCCUCCGAUGCCUGGUAGAAUACCUUGGAGAACAUGGGGAUGAUCUCAUCAAAGAAUUCAAUGGCACCGAGGACUCGGAGGAACUUGAACAGCUUGUGGUGGCGAUCACUGUGACAACAAAAGCUGAACACUCCCCAAGUGACAACUCAAAGGAAGUUGGAGUUGUCAUCGAGGGUAUGGAAGUUGUCACAGGACUUGGAGAUAUUGCCAGAGCUUGCUGUCUCCUUCUUGGCUUGACCUACGCACUGAAUCUGGAUUAUCCCAGGCAGCUCAAGAAUACCUUUGAGGUUUUCCAAAAACUUUUUAUGGAACUGGAUGCAUCAAAGCUGUCAAAGAAAGUCCAGUCCUUCAAGAGCAAACUUCUGGCUUGAAAUGAGACAGUGGUCAAGUGUGGUCACACUGUUGUGCCUCACAAUGUUCAGCUCCUGCAGAGCUAAAGAAUGGUUGUAGUUUUAAGGUAAAUAAUGUUCUGGACUCCAGGUCACAAAUGCUGUUGAAAGAGGAUACCACUUGCACUUCCAUGUUUUAUGUUUUAAUGGCACUUGCACUUAAAGGAUGUUUCUUAACAUCAGGCACAAUGAUUACAAAUCACACAACGCCCUUCAAAGCUCCUGCUUGAGUCUUAUUUUGUUAUAAGCAUCUGUUUGCUUUUUACGUCUUUUUGGAACGUGAUGCUUUUGUGAAAAACAAUGUUUCGCUCCUGCAGAGCUCAAGAUUUGCAUGUUAAAAUGUUAAAACAAGUUUGUUAGCACAGAUUGCAAAAAAUGUCAGUAAAAUUGCUACUGUGGUCAGUUCAAGGUAAAAAUGCAUACAAAGUACAAAUUGUGGCAUCUGAACUUUUCAAGAAUUUUUCUUUCCACUUAUGAUCAUAGUUGAUAUCUGUCAGUGUCUUACUGGGAUGAGAAAGCAUGCACACUAACAUGGGAGAUGUUCGGUUUUGCGAAGGUAUUUUUGUUGUCUUCUAGCCAUGAUUGAAUGUGCAAUCGUGUUGUGGUCAGUUCAGUGUAAAAACUAUCUUGUACUUAGUGCGAAUUCCGUUUCAUGUUGUAGCACAUGCACUUUAGGAGGUUUGUUAUUAAGACGAGAAACAAUUAUUUUGGUUUAUACCAGGACCACAAAGGGUUCUCUGAGAAACUUAUUUGUCAACAUUUUUUUGUGUAUUUAUAGGACAAUGUAAGCCCUAAUGUUUCCAAAGGUGUUUUUGAAGAUCCUUCUGUUUUCACAAAGGGUCCAGGCGCAGCAUGUUUUUAGAUUUCAAAGGUUGCAAUAAAAUGCUGUUUCUGUAAUUAAGCCAUACAAAUUAAACAUGUUACUUAUUGCAAACAUAAA